CAGUUAGUUCCGCCCAUCGUGGAUUUCCGAAGCUUCGCUCCUUCCAUAACUAGAUAAUGGCGUCUGGGAGGAAAACAACCCUGGUUUGGGAGUGAAAGAUAAUUUAAGGAAUGAGCUAAAGUGACGUUUUCGUGCUGAAGUGGAAAGAAGCGGUCUGAGGCACGAAGUACUGUUUUCAGGAAACCUUUCUUUUUCCUAAGGUGCUCUACUUUCUGCGCCGAACAAGGUAGCUCACUUUGAACAUUUCAUAUCCCCAUGAAUGGUGCAAUGGUACAGAACUGCCAUUCGGAUCGUCUUACGGUUUUCAUACAAGGAUGGCUGAUCCGAACUGCUCUUUCAGUAACUACAAGCCACAGAUCCACUUGAAGCAGGAGAGCAUGAUGGAUGCCCAGCUCCUGGUACCAACAGCUCCCAGUGACAGGCUGACCUCAGAUCUGUGCCAGAGUGUGCUGUACAACCGCUGGUCGGUGCUUACCGAUGAUGUCCAGCCUGCAGUUGCCACACAUGCUGGCAGUCUGCCUAGGCCUCAAAACAACGUUUCUCAUUCUGGUAAUGGUCCAGACAUAUAUGGAAUGGUCUCCAGUAUCCUGGAAGAAGCAAAUGGAUCGGAGCGUUUUGAAGAUUGGAAUUCUUCAUCAAACUUGUUUCCAUCGUGGCCAGCAGACAGCAGUCAAAUAAACCGGCAAGCAAAAAUGGCGCACAAUGCAAACAGAUUUUCUGAUGCGGCUAUUGACUUCUAUCAAGACGCUUUUGAAGAAACGCCAGGGGAUGAUGUGGAAAAGUUGUACCAAAGUUUCCAUGGACUUGGCUUAAUAGACACUUGGUUUCUUGAAAAUCAGAAAUGCCCAGAUUUGGCCGCUUUUGAGCCCAGAUGUUUUGCUGCAACACCAUACACAGACAGCUCUGUGAUCAAAGGUCAUUCCUUUGAAGAUUUUGUCUGCAAUAGGGAAGAGUUUGGACCAUGUCUGCAAGUAGCUAGUCAAGAAGUCGGUAAUGUGGGAUAUGAGAAAAUGCCCGGCAGCACAUACGCUUUUCACAACCGUAGCAACAGCAACAAUACGCGACUGCAGAAGGAGUCACGAAUGGAUCAAAACCGAGACAAGUUCUCAAGCCAUGGUGGCUCUGUGGACAAAGUUAGGCUUCCGUGUGACCUUGCCAAUCAGGCCCAACAAGAUAAAUGGCCGAAAAGGCAGUACCCUUCCCGAGGUUAUGAGGACUACAGAGUCCACCCACUGCAAUGGAAGAACACCUCCAACUCUCAAAGUUACUAUGGCCAGCAGAACCCCCGGGUAAAUGGAAGGGGCUGGAAGCAAGGUCUGGAAUGUUCUGAUCCAAAUAUCCAAAAUGGUUAUUCCUCCGACAGAAUACCAUAUGGUCCUGGUCAGCAGAAUUCCCUUGAUUUCCCUUGUGAUUUCACCCAAGCUGUGACCUCGGAGCUCCAAAACGUGGAUUACCUGCAGGGAGAUAAGAAUGGUCCCACCUGGUCCACCGGGGACAUGCCAGGUCCCUCUGUAGCAUCUGGCUUAUGGAACAGGAAGAAAUGUGGCUCUGAUAGUAGUGCUCAGGCACCCUUAUCAUGCAGGCCAAAUGAAACCGUCUCCAACCAGCUGCUUACUCCAGGGCUCAUGUCAUCUUACCACUUCCAGUCCCCACUGUCACCUGGUGGCAGUCAGUACCACAGAGGCAAACCCACAGAGUGUCUUCCUAGUGCUUGGUCCCAAGGUAUGCCUCCUGGGAACACGAGUCUGAGCUUCCCUGGCAAACAUUCUAAGGUGGAUCCACCGGUGCUGGAAGAAAACCCAUUAGCAUCUGAUAUUCCUAAAAGUUGGCACUGCGCUCCUGGCAGCUGGGGAACCUCACUUCUGCAAGAAUAUCCAGACAAACUCUACUCCAGCCGCUACAAGUGUAACUCGGAGGGCCGUGACGACAUGAAGGGUAUGAAGAAGAACAGCCAUUGGUUUUCCCCAACCCCUGGUGCCAUGGGCCCUAACCGGAACCACUACAACAACAACAAUAUCCUCAACAACUGCCGGCGCAAACAAGACCAAGACAGAAGCAGUGACUUGUCGCAGGUUGGACCACCUUUUCCACUCCUUAAAACGGGUCAAAAACAGAGCCCUGGAUCGACGCAGUUGGGCCUCCAUCCAACUAGUAGCAGGAAAGGCAACGAGGUCUUCUCCUUGCCUCCGUCAGCAUUUCCUUUUCCUGACCUUAUAGAAGAUUUUCGCCAGCUCAGCCCCUUUGUCAGCGAGUUGCUUGGCAGAGAAAUGCCGCCUCCUUUCUUUGGGUUUCCUUCACACUCCAGCAAGUAUCGACCCAUGAGGAACCGCACGGGUCCUGCCAGUGAGCUGUACAUGCAGCUGGAGGUGUGCUAUGAGCAGUGGAGGAUCUUGGAGAAAGAGAGGAAGAAGACAGAGGCCAGUUUAGCCAGGAACUUUCCUGGGCGGAGAAUGACUGGUUCCCACAACAGGCCCGUUCCUACGCUUCCUGCCAAUCCAUCCAGAGUUGACCGUUUGAUUGUGGAUCAGUUGCGGGAGCAUCAGAGAGUUAUGACCCUGGUUGGGAAGAUGGAGCAUCUGCGUGGAGCUCCAGUGCAUGCCAACAUCAGCACCACCCUGGAAUGGCACCUGGAAGCCAUCCAGGUCACGCAAGCACGGCGCAAGGAUGAGGUCAUCAACUCCACCAACCGAUACAGGCAAGGGGUACCAAGAGGACACGAUGAUAAAGCAGAUGUCCUGGCAUUGGCGUCCGCCAUCAAGGACUUGGCGGUUCUGACCCGCAAGGCCCGCACGGCUCUGUGGUGUGCCCUGCAGAUGACCCUGCCCAAAAGCGCAGCAGGGACCCCUGCCGAGCUGGAUCGAGCCCUGCAGGAGCUGUGUGACCCAGGGAACGAUGAGGUGUUGGGGGUGACGCAUAGGAGGAACCUGCAGCCUGCAGAGAGGAAAGGGGACGUGCAGGAUCAGGGCCCGGGAGGUACUGGGGAGGCUGAGGAGGAGCGAGAGAAAGGCUCUGAGAAGAAACUGUGACCAUGGGCUUGUGUUCUGUUGGUGUUACGGUUACUAUGGGAAGAAUCUUAAAUGGGGAGGACAUGAAGGUGAACACAGGCAUAACGUGUAUGUGAGCGUGCUUGAAUGUUAAAUUCUCCACAUUACUGUUUUUGACCUUCAAUUCGUUGAAUGAGUUCAAAUGUUCUUUCGAACGCAAACGCGCUCCAUUGCCAAGCACCCAAUCCUAUCUUUUCUACGUACGUUGCUGACUGCGUGACAUUUACGUUGAGUUGAGAUUGUUUGCCAGUUCUUGUUCUGCAAAGCACUGUUCCCCCCCCCCCCCCCCUACAUUUUACCGAAACGUGACACAGAUAGACGUGUCUAUGGAUUGCCGUAGUGCUGUGUGAAACCCAGCGGACGUCUCGACGCCGCGUACCAAAAGAGCAGAGCCGGUUCGAGGUGGGUCGCUGGCACUUCCAAACUACCCAACUGAGGCAGAAGCUGUGUUGAGGUGCCAUUGUGGUUGUUGUAUCAGUUCUGUGCCUUGUUGUUCUCAGUGGUUUAAACUUCAGGAACUGGAAAAGACACGCUGACGUUGCGUAAAUGUCCUAACAUGAGAUGACUUUAAAGCAUUGGUAGAAAAUAAGUUUUGUGUGUGUGUGUGUGUGUGUGUGUGUGUGUGUGUGAGUGAGAGUGUUGCUGCUAGUGAGCCUCUCUGUUUAAUUAGUUGGGUUAUAACCUGAUACUCAGGAUCACAACUAACACCAGUGGAGAGUUGAAAAGGAUCUCUGUCUUAGUGAGCACUUAUACAUUAUGUUAUGUUACUGGAAUUUAGAGACCAUAUUUAUUUUAAUUAUUAAAAUUGCGUUGGAAAAAAUAGUAUUAAUGCAUCUGGUAGUUUCCUACUAGAUCAGAAUUACAUAUUUACUCAGGAAAUGUGUAUUUAGUAUAUUGUUUUGAGCAUGUUUAAAUAAUCUAACUAUACUAAGUUACCAAAGGUAAUACAUUUAAAAUACACUUAAUUACCAUUUUAUGUUGAUGUAUAUGUUUGCUACUUCGGCUUUUGCAGUAUACAGAGCUUAUCAAAUAGUAUUUCUACUAUGACUUAGACAAUCACCUCAUUUGUACGACCUUAAAAUACAGCAUUUUUGAAUGUAGGUAACCACACAAAAAACAGGAAUGAUUAAUUUCAGAGUAGUAUUACAGGAAUGACUUUUUAGUUUAGAUCUGAUAUAAUACUUCAAGGAAAAUGCAUUGUUUUAACCGAAAAUAAUAAUGUCAAAAUGCAGAAUCAAGAAUAAGGCGGCAGUAAAUGGAUAUUCAAACACCACAGCUGACGAACUCCUGUGCGUAUUUACUCUCAGCUUCUGAGGUCCGAGGAAAGCCUGCUGGCCACUUCCUGUCAUAGUGUUUUAUAAUAAUCUACCUGUCUAUGUAUUUUCAUGGAUAAAAAAAAAUAACUUACAUGAAGGUUCAUGCCCUUAUUCCCUCUAAAUUCAUUUUCAGAUUUAAAAUCCUAGCAUUAAACUUUCACUUUUUGUGGGUGGGUCGCAGCAUUAUUUGGUCUGUUUGCAUGCACGCACCCUGGUAAUGAGCACGUAUAAAGAUACCUGUUUUCUACAUUUCUCAAUUACCAUAAUGUACGUUGAAGUAGAUGAUAUCAUAUCUACCUCGUUUUAUUGACAUUGAUAAAGCACUUCAGGUUUUCAUAAAUGGAGGAAGAUACGACGGACCACAUAAGAUAGCUUUCAGAUCUGUAUCUUCAGUUUGCUGUCCCUGUGAAUUGUGUGGGCAUUCGCAGUGCUUAGCUGUCAGACCAAUUUUACUUUAUUUUUUAACUUGUAUAAGGUAAGGUAUUGAGAACCCAGUAGGGGGAAUUCCCCAGUCUCGCGCUCACUUUCAUGCAGAAUUUGGGUGGAUUGACUGCGUGUGUGUGCUUUGUGCUCCGUGUUUCCCAUCUCCAGCUCUAGUUUGUGUGUGAAAUGAUAUGCAGUGAAGCCACUGCAGACCAGUUUGAUCUAAAAAUGAUGACGUGUUUUGUAAUAAUUGUUGCUGACUUGUUUGUGCAUUUGGAAUUAAGACUUUGUUUACAUUACGUAUUAAUAUGUAGCCGGGAGAGUUUAUGAAUGUAAAGGGUCACAUAGCGCCGAUGAUGCUAUAUAUAGAUCAGAUAACACUAUAUAUUUCAGUAUUUUUCUUUUUAAUAUUUUUUGUAAAGUAGCACUGGAGAAAUUGAAUUAAAGUUUGAGAGUAUAUGUGCCUUCAGUUCAUAAUACUCCCCAAAUAUCAAAUUAUAUAUAGUGGCCACUGCACAUUUUACCUUUUGUGUCAACUGAUACUUUGUAUAUGAAUCACAUUGGCAGUUUUUUUUUUAUUAUUAUUUUGCAACGUAGUAUGUUGUCGUUUUCGUUUUAUUGUAGCAAUUGGAUUUCACGGUGCAUCGCCUCAGGGUGGCUGGUUGGGGUUCCCAAACCAGCAGGGAGAUUAUUCAAUAAUGUUGCUUGUUUCUGAAGGAAAAGCCCUGGUUGUUUUCACCUGGGUCCUCUUGGGAUGUUUAAUAUAAAGUGAGGAGCUGCAUGUCUGUUCUCUUUUAGCACUGUCCUAGCUUUAAAAAAAAAAAAGUUUGCAAAUCGAGUUUUUCGUUUUUCACAGUUAUGGACCGUUAGCAAUAUAUGACACUUGUUUCGUUUUUCGUUCAGACAAAUGGACUGUGGGACCCCAUGAGUGUUGUGAAUUAUUAUUUUUUGUUUUUAUAAUGUGAAGGUUGUUAGAUGUGUGUACAGAGGAAAGAGUAAAAAAAACUUUUCUUAAGACAUUGUAGCAGUUUGAGGCAGAGUAAAACGGAUGUGUUUCGAGUUUUCGGUUUCUGCUCUUCAUGUGCCAUUGAGCUUCAUCUGUGGAAUGACAGGCUCCUGCAAAUUGUUCGUUAAACUAGACAGCCACUUAAAAUCUCUAUGUAUCCAUAAAAGCCGAAAUCUCGGCUGCUGUUUUUCCUGUAGACUUCCGUACCACAUUUUAAUGUGUGAUCAGUCAGAACUCAGAUCAUGCCUCCUAGUCUUUUCUUUGUUUCGCCAUCGACUAUAUGCCAGGAUAUCUAAGCUCUUGGAAAACGUUAUGUAGGGAAAACUAUGCUGAGCAAGGUGACCGUGGUGCAGAUUAAGUCUGUGGAAUACGUCGCGAUGGGUUUGCCGUUGGAAUUGGUGGUGGUUCUCGCUGUUGAUUAUACUGGCAUGGAGCUGUGAAUCUGUUUGUUGGCCAGCUAGUUCUCGAUGACUAUCGCAUUGAAGGUGUUGUGGAUGCCAGCCAGUGUUGGAGCUUCGUGGAGAUAUGAGACGAGGAUUUAAAUGCAGGUGGAGAAAAGGUGACGUGAAGGAGGCCUUUGCUUGCAUAUGCAAGUAGAGAGUUGUUGGAAGAUGGUGUCCCCCCCCCCCAACCCCAAUUUUAUGCAGAGGCAUGGCCAGUGAUGCAGAGUAAGUUUUUCUUUUUUUUUCUGUAUAUUAAGGUAAUGUACACGUACAGAAACACAUGAAGCUCUGUAUAUUUUUUUUCCUUAGUAAAUUUAUAACUGGACUUUAAAAAUCAGGUUAUCAUUCAACUGUAGACAUAGCAUGGAAUGUAUUUAUGCAAUAAGAAUAUGCCCAGUGUCUUGGAUACUCGUUUAAGUAACAUGGAUUCUGUGAAACAAAUAUCUUGAAUAUUUCAAAGUUUUAAUUGUACUGGGUGCUUGAAUGUCCCUAUUCUCUGUAUUCUGCUACAAGUGGCAUUCUUAAAUCAAUUUCUAGCUGCUUGCUUGUUGCUGUAUCGGAACUUUAAUUGACCUGAAGCAAUAGCUUUGGAGCUCUGUGUUACUACUUCAUUGUGACCAGCAGGGGGCAGGAUGAUUAGAGAAGUUGCUGCAUUUCCAAAUCCCCUUAAUUGCAUUCCAUGAGACUAAGGCCAUUUCUAGUAUGAGAAGGUGUUUCAGAAAGACUGGUCUAAUGUGAUUGGUUACUGAUAAAAUCAUACAGAACCAUGAAUUAUAUCAUUUCCUGUAUUGACUGUGAUUUUCAAAAACGGUCAGUUCUGUGUUGGCAUUCACUGUUCCCUAUCCUUGCACUUUUAACAGAAGUAUGUGUGAGUGUGUUCAGUCGUAUCUUUUUAAAAUCCCGUAAUUGGACCACAGUGACCUUACUGCAUAUUGUUUUGUUUAAAUGUCAAAAGUCAGUCAGCGUCUUUUAAUCAGUUUUGUCAUUUCGGGUUAAUUUCUGUUCAUCAUUAGAUGCGCUUAGGGGGAAUUGAUAGUAGAGUUUUAGUUAAAAGGACCCAAAUUUUUCAAUUAAUGCAACCAAACAUUUGGAAGAAUAUUUUUGUGAUUUCUUUCCCCUUCACCUGGCCCACAUUAUUCUAACAUUUGUUUGUUCUCCUGAAAGAGGAACUAUCAUUUCUGACCGAGACUCAGCACCUGUACCAUUUAAUAGCUGUAUCGCAUAUUCUCCGUUAUACCAGCAAAAUGAGUGUCGUCGUUCUGGACUGAUUCCGGAACAAAGCACUUAUGUCAAACACUGUUCAGCCUCUUGGAACACUGUGAUUUUUGCUGAAAUCUUGUGUCUGUGACUAAUCUUGUGGUGCACAGAACUUUAUCAGUUGUUAAUUGGAAUUGGUAACUGACGUUUCCGUGUUUUUACGUAGCUGGUCAUUCAUGGCUUUUUGGUAUUUGAAUUGAAAGCGGAUGGUAUGAAGAGUAGGCGCCCUGCUUUUACACGGGAGACAUUCCACUCGGGUUGAGUUUUUUUACGAAAGCCGUCAUCCUUCAGUCAUUUGUAAGAGCAUUUCAGUAAAUGCUGAAAUAGGCCAGUUUUUUUUGUACCACAUUUGAAGAAAUGUUCAGGUUAGACAGAUUUCAAAGAUUGACACUAUUCACUUAUCCAAGUUGAAGAUUAAGCUUCGAGAUAUGCCUCUGUACAAUGAGGUUUUAUUUUUGUUACUCUUUUAAAUGAGCUUUAAUCGUAUAUAUUGCCACUUGUUUUAUUUUGUGCUGUUCAGUAUCUGUCUGGCUUGUCUGACACUUGGACUCCUACCUGGAUGUCCAUGUGAGAGUGUCAGUCUUGAGUUUGAUGUUACGGUUCAUGUUUAUUGCAUUGUGUUGCAGAGUUUUGCCUUGAAAGUUUUAUGGAAAAACCUGGUUUGUGAUGUUGAAAAUGAUCUAGCACAUUACUGACAGAAUUAACAAAAUAAAAGUUGUCAAUCUAA
This is a messenger RNA of Brienomyrus brachyistius, 8216 nucleotides long. RefSeq lists its product as uncharacterized. NCBI's taxonomy places the organism in Eukaryota, Metazoa, Chordata, Actinopteri, Osteoglossiformes, Mormyridae. The transcript is spliced from 8 exons. The coding region runs from base 315 to 3026 and encodes 903 amino acids. The record is from RefSeq and is a predicted model, not a curated record. Gene Ontology annotation, cellular component: nucleus; cytoplasm. Gene Ontology annotation, biological process: meiotic cell cycle; male meiosis I; female meiosis I.